UAUAUGAAAGUUAUAAAAGCCGUAGUGCAUGACAUAGAAGCCUUAAAAUUGAAACAACUCCUUUCGAUAAUGGCACUGAAAUCAGCAAUCUCAGCCAGAUUCUUAUGCUUAGUCUUGUUACCACUAGCAAAUGGUUUUGAUGCAGGCAAAGUUGCAAUCUACUGGGGCCAGAAUGACAGAGAGGGAACACUGGUGGAGGCUUGUGCCACAGGGAAAUAUGAUUAUGUGAUCAUAGCCUUUUUGCCAACCUUUGUGAAUGGCCAAACCCCAACAAUUAAUCUUGCUGGUCAUUGUGACCCUUCAUAUGGUAAUGGUUGCACUGGCUUAAGCUCUGACAUUGAGUCAUGUCAAGCCAUAGGCAUCAAGGUAUUGCUGUCCUUGGGUGAAGGUAGAGAAAGCAACUCAAUUGCAUCCACUGAGGAUGCAAGUGAAGUAGCCUCAUACCUUUGGAACAACUUCUUGGGGGGAAAUUCAUCAACUCGCCCUCUUGGCCCUGCUGUUCUUGAUGGCAUUGACUUUGACAUUGGAAGUGGAUCAAACAAACACUGGCGUGAUCUUGCCAUGUUCCUUAAAGGGUAUGGCAUGGCCAACCAAAGCCAGAAUGUGUGCAUAACUGUAGCACCUCAGUGCCCUUUUCCUGACCCUUGGAUAGGAACUGCUCUCACACAAGGCCUUUUUGACUUUGUUUGGUUCCCAAUUAUACAAUAACCCUCCUUGCCAAUAUAAACUUUUGGUGAAAUUAGUAACCUUGAAUAUGCAUGUAAAGUGUAAACAAUAGACCACAAGUAUCCCUGCCAACAAGAUACUCUUGUGGUUAGUUACCUAUCCUGUUAGAAGUUAAUAGUUUUAUAAAUAAGAGAUCAUUGUGCACAGUUUUACUUCUUUUAAUCAAUCAAUAUGUUACCUUCUGAGUAUAUUCUUUAUUUGGCCUAUGCUUUUAAUGUUUAUAUCCCUCUCAUCCUCUAAUUACCAACAGUGGCUUCAUAUUCCUGAUGCUGAUCUUACCUCCAAAGUGCUUCCAGCCAUUAAGGUGUUAAGUUGUGGUCAAUGUAUUAAGAGUGGUUACAGUUCCUCUAUUAAGAGCUAUGUUUAAAAUCCAAUAAUUCUUGUUACUCACUUUUUUUCUUUUCGUCCCUAGAGUAUCUACCGUCGAUAGCAGUGACUAAUCUCCUUGUUAGGUUCUCCAAGAUUUAACGCGGCGAAAAUAUGAAUGUCAGCGAAAUGAAAAUAUUCUUGUUACUCACUUAUGAAUUAUAUAUGAAUUGACGUAUGAAAUAU
Molecule: messenger RNA, 1278 nt
Organism: Cajanus cajan (pigeon pea)
Lineage: Eukaryota; Viridiplantae; Streptophyta; Magnoliopsida; Fabales; Fabaceae
Product: hevamine-A
Biological process (GO): carbohydrate metabolic process
Cellular component (GO): extracellular region
Molecular function (GO): chitinase activity
Source: RefSeq, a predicted model, not a curated record